AAGUGCUUUUCCAGAGUUCGAGCCGGAGAGAGGCCUUGUAGGUACUGCCGCUGAGGCUCGAUCGACUCGGAAGAGGGGCUCCUGCCUAGGUGGGAGCCCGGAGGUCCGCGCCUGCCGACCCGCGCCCUGCCCGCUCCCAGCGCCCAGGCGGACGAAAUGACUAUUAAGAAGUAGAUGCCCAGAUGCAAAAGUGAUGAAACAGUCAAUUUGUCAUAAAGUAAGAUGCAGCUGUGGCUUUUCAACCAGAUUAGGACAGAAUUUUAUCUAUUUUUCUCAGAAGAGAAAUCUACAAGGUUAAGUCAGCAAACAAAGAAAACAUGGUAUUUUGAAGUAUGAUUAAACUCCUGAUGCUGCAGCAGUGGCUAAGAAUAUUAAUGGCCAGAUCUAGUGCUCACAUGGUCUUCUGAAGAAGCCAUGGGUAGCUGUUGUAGCUGUCCAGAUAAAGACACUGUCCCAGAUAACCACCGGAACAAGUUUAAGGUCAUUAAUGUGGAUGAUGAUGGAAAUGAGUUAGGUUCUGGCAUAAUGGAACUUACAGACACAGAACUGAUUUUAUACACACGCAAGCGUGACUCGGUAAAAUGGCACUACCUCUGCCUCCGACGCUAUGGCUAUGAUUCAAAUCUCUUUUCUUUUGAAAGUGGUCGAAGGUGUCAAACUGGACAAGGAAUCUUUGCCUUUAAGUGUGCUCGUGCAGAAGAAUUAUUUAAUAUGUUGCAAGAGAUUAUGCAAAAUAAUAGUAUAAAUGUGGUGGAAGAGCCAGUUGUUGAAAGGAAUAACCAUCAGACAGAAUUGGAAGUCCCCAGAACACCUCGAACACCUACAACUCCAGGGUUUGCUGCUCAGAACUUACCCAAUGGAUAUCCUCGAUACCCGUCAUUUGGAGAUGCUUCAUCCCAUCCCUCAAGCAGACACCCUUCUGUGGGAAGUGCACGCCUGCCUUCAGUAGGUGAAGAAUCUACACAUCCUUUGCUUGUGGCUGAGGAACAAGUACAUACCUAUGUCAACACUACAGGUGUGCAAGAAGAGCGGAAAAACUGCACAAGCGUGCAUGUCCCAUUGGAGGCGAGGAUUUCUAAUGCUGAAAGCAACACGCCAAAAGAAGAACCAAGUAGUAUUGAGGACAGGGACCCUCAGAUUCUUCUUGAACCAGAAGGAGUCAAAUUUGUCUUAGGACCAACCCCUGUUCAAAAGCAAUUGAUGGAAAAAGAGAAACUGGAACAACUUGGAAGAGAUCAAGUCAGCGGAAACGGUGCAAAUAACACGGAAUGGGACACUGGCUAUGACAGUGAUGAACGAAGAGACGUACCCUCUGUUAACAAACUGGUGUAUGAAAACCUAAACGGGCUCUCCCUCCCCAGUGCCUCGGGGCUCAGGAGAGGGCGUCUGCCCUCCACCAGUACCUCAGACACCCAGAAUAUCAACAACUCGGCUCAGAGAAGAACUGCAUUGUUAAACUACGAAAAUCUACCGUCUUUGCCUCCUGUUUGGGAAGCCCGCAAGCUAAGUAGGGAUGAAGAUGACAAUUUAGGACCAAAGACCCCAUCUUUAAAUGGCUACCAUAAUAAUCUAGAUCCAAUGCAUAACUAUGUAAAUACAGAGAAUGUAACAGUGCCGGCAAGUGCUCACAAAAUAGAAUUUUCUAGGCGUCGGGACUGUACACCAACAGUCUUUAACUUUGAUAUCAGGCGCCCAAGUUUAGAACACAGGCAGCUCAAUUACAUACAGGUUGACUUGGAAGGCGGCAGUGACUCUGACAACCCUCAGACUCCAAAAACGCCCACCACUCCCCUUCCACAGACCCCUACCAGGCGCACAGAGCUGUACGCUGUGAUAGACAUCGAGAGAACUGCUGCCAUGUCAAAUUUGCAGAAAGCACUGCCGCGAGACGAUGGUACAUCUAGGAAAACUAGACACAAUAGUACUGAUCUGCCCAUGUGAGCCCGGAAAGCAUUAUACUGUUUGCACCUUUGUGAAGUUUUUAAAAAUGAAGAUGCAAGUGCUUCAUUUUUAUUUCUAAACACUAACUCCUUUUAUAGACUUAUACAUUUUUUUUUCUGAAUAUUUCAUGUGCUUCUUUAAAGGGAAUUAAUAUAGAACAGGUACUCAUUAAAGAACACUAAUUUCAUUAUAUACUACUCAUUACUGUACAGCAGCAUUCCCAUUUUCACAGUGCCUAUUCAAAAUGAGGGUUGAAAUGAGUGACAUGCUGGUCGAUUUUUAUCAAGAUUCUGGACUCACGCAUAUCAUUCACAUGUAAGUCAUGGUUGGCAUUUAAAACAUUUUAUAAAGCCUCUUGAUAAUGUGCAUUGCUGACAGAUAACUCUAGGCAUUGAAAGUAAUAUUUGUAGAUUCACUAUUCAUGGUAUGUGGCCUCCAGCAUGUAACAUGAGGAAUCCUUUUUUUUUUUUUUUCCAUUAAUUGUAGGCUUUUUGACUUGAGCCAAAACAUAUGUAAAGGAAAUAGAAGUACCACACCUCCUUAUGCACCAGUCAGUUCCUUUGCCUUCAGCGUUUCUAGAAAGAAUCCAGCGCACAUGACUAUGGUUUGCCGUUGAUGUGUUGAAAGGCAGGAAAGAGACAAGGUUUUCUGUGUAUUCAUCUCAUGAUGUCAUUUGAAGGGCAUGUCCAGAUAUCUUAAUCAGAAUUACAAAUAGGCUCAAGAAUCCGUCUCAGGUCACUUUACCCAAAAACAUUUGAAAAUCUGAACCAUGAAUCUCCUAAAAGUUUCUCUCCUACAGAUUAUUAACCAUAGAUAGCAUUGUUUUCUGGAGGCAUUUGUGCCAUUAGGUUGCCAUUUACCUUCAUUUGUUUCCUUUGGUAUUUGGGAUGUCUAAUUUUGUUGCUUCAUGUCUUUUUCAGUUUAAAAUGUUUGAGUUUGUAUAUAGUUUUGAAAUUGGAUUCUGUGUUCAUUGUUGUUUAGUUUGCAUCUUUGUCAAAUUGUGGUUUUGAAGGUUCAUUUGGAAUUUACUGUUAUUCUAUAACAGGUUUGCCCUUGUCCAGUAUUUAUUUAUAUGCUGUUUACUUUUCAAGCUGAUAAAAGCAUUCUCUCAAUUUUAAAUUUCACUUGGGUCCGUAGGUGAUCUCUUUAGCAACUGAGGGAAAAAAAAAAAAAAAAAAGCAAGCUCCUUUUAACAUGCAUCAAGUUCCCUAAAGGUACUGUGUUUCUUCGGUGAGCACUCGCCCCAGCACUUUAGCAGGAUUCCCCUCCGUCACAUGGCUGCAGCUGUACUUGCCCACUUAGUGCUGCUCAGCUCUGCUGCCCUUUCAUUCAUAGCUGGAUCUUGGAUUAUCCCUUGAUUGCAAUAGAAUAUUAACCAGCAUAGCAGGUACAGUGGAAGUCUGUAGUAAUGAGAUUGUGUCCUAAUUUAGGAUUGAAAAUGAAUUGAGGUUUCCGUAAACUGAGGAGAAUCCCUGUGUCUAACUCUUGGAAAAUCAAGAAUUUUCCAGUUUCCCAAACCUCAGAGAAGACAAGAAAAAGUAGAGUGGAAAGAAGGUUUGAUAACCGUGCAAAAUAUUUCAGUUUCCUCAAAAUAUGAGGACGUCUGAGAGUAUGAUCUGGAUUUACCAGAUGUAACUAAGGCUCAUUUAGCAUGAAAAAGUUUCAGUCAUAUAUCAUCCAAUCUGUUCCAUAAAUGGCCUCAUUAUAGGACAGUGAAUGGACUAGCAAAAUAAUAGGGUGGGACCAUUAUAAAGAAAAUAAAUUAUUAAAGACGUCUAUCAUUUUUGUGCCAUUGGUUUAUGUGCAUAGCAGAAUUUUCUUUCUUUUUUGCCUAUGAAUUUGGUGCUUACUUAAGUGUUCACUGUUCUCUAAAGAGAGCAGUAGUAUGGAUGUGCAGUUUCCAUUUUUAACGUACUGUUCCAUUUAUACUUUCUUCUGAGCAGAUUGCUAAUUGUGCCAAAUUUGUAUGAUGAAUUUUGUAAUGUGGAAUAAGAAUCAUGAUGGAACCAGUGCACAUGGUUUUCUCCAGAACAAGCAGUCAAGACAGAACGUGAACCUCCAAAUGAAAGGGCUGACCUAUUUUCUUUCUCAUUUUGGAGGUUGGAUACUUUCUUUUCUUUCUUUUCCUCAUCCUUUUCAUUUUUCCUUCCAGAUUUCUGAUUAGUUUUUAUAUUUUUAAAGUAACGAUAAUAUAACCAUUACAGUUUAUUCUUUAAAUACUGUGUGCUUUAAAAACCAAAAUGGGACCAAUCUGUCUGCUAAGAAUUUGAUUUUAGGUACUACGAGUAUUAGGAAAGAUGUAUACAACCGGUGUUAACUUCUAGAAGUCUCUGGAAGUCACCUGUGUUCUUAUUUAAUAAGUAAUAUAGAACACUGUUUGUCCUUUGCAGUAGUCUAGUAAUGGGCAUUAAGCUCUGUCCUGGAAGAAUGUACCAAUUACUAGGUGCAUUUUAGAAUGAGAUACUGUCUUGGGAUAUAAUUGUGGCCGUAUGUUUCAGGUUUUCUGAAACACCUAAUUUUAGAUACUCUCUCCUUUGAUAGUCUGUCUGAUCCCACUUUUUGGUUCUGGAAUUAUAAUCAUUGUUCAUAUGUUUUCCUUCUAAUAGAAUCCUCUUUUAUCCCUAUAGAGCAUAACAGCUUUUAUCCCAGACCGGGGCUGGAAACUGAUAUGGGUAUUACCUGUAUUUUUUUCUUAGUGUGUUUUAUUUCCCUGUUUCAUCUAACUUUAAAAAUGAAAAUAUGGUGCCUUCCCUCCCUCCAGGAAGAUUGGCAAAUAGUUCCUUUUAUUUACUGCUGCUGUGGAGUGAUGAGAUAUGCACUUUACUCUUGAAGACUCAGCAAAAAGCUUUUCACUUCUCAGUAUAUUCAGAAUAGAUCACAUCUGGGACUUAAGAAAAUUUGCCAAGCAAUCUUUGUUUUUAUAGAUAUUAAUGUUGACCCCACAGUUCAAUGUUAAGUCAAGCUAGUGUUUGUUUAUCCCCCCCAGAGCUGUGGCACAACAUAUAAAAGUGUACCUCAAUAAUGUUCUAUUAAAAAUGGGACAGGGGCCUUAUGUUUCCAUAAUUUCCCAAUAAUGUGCCACCAUGUUUUUGCCUCAAGGUAAAGGUUUUAACAGGCUAAAAAGUAUGUCCCACUUCCCUUUUGUGCUGUUCCUAACCCAUAAUGUCCAAGUGUUUUGUGCAAUGUGUAGUGUGUGUGUAUAAAUAUAUAUAUGUAUGUAUAUAUACAUAUAUAUAUAUCUCCUUGAAAUGGACAUACCGUUAGAGACGACAUUCAGAAGUAACCUAUGUAUUGGCAUCUUUCAUAUUUCUGAUAGUGAGGUAUAUGGUACUAAUUACCUUUUCCCUGAUAUUUGCCAAAUUUGAAUAAAGGCAUUGGUACGAAAUCAUAGAAUGUACAGAAAAUGUUUUUGGCUUGAAAAAUUAACAAAUAUUGUAUGACAUACCACAGUAUACUCUGCCCAAACCAGCAACCUGUCUUUCUUGUUCUUCACAUCCCUCUUCUUCAUCCCUGUUUUUUUCUUUUCUUUUCUUUCUUUAACACAGUUCUUUUGUAGCAUCAUUACAAUUGCAAUUCUAUGACAUUUGGACAAUAAUAGCAUGGUAUUAAUAGUACAGUAGUCACCGGUGUGCCACAUUUGCAUUAGUAAAUGCAAAAUAUACAUUUUAUAAAGGACAAAUUUUGUUAUGUUUUUAUUUUCAUUACAUUGUAUAAUAUUGUAAGAUUAUUGUAUGUCCUAAUUUGCAUUAUAAAUGUUUUUUUCCUACGUAAAGGCAUAAAUAUAGCAACUUUGUAUAAAGGUAGCUUAUUAGAUUUUUAAUUUUUUCUUUUAUAAAAAAUUGUCUAACAGUGGGACUACCAUUGCCAAAUUGUAUAUGAAAUAUGAAUUUUACCCCUAUGGUUAAUUUCUUUUAUAAACAUUCCAUAUUUCUCUAAUAAAAGACAUAAGUGAUACUGUACUAUGCAUAAAUUGUAUUUCAAUGCUGUUUCAGAUCAGCAUUUUAAAUUUUGGUUUGCAUUUUUAAUAUUGGCAAAACUUACCACUGUUGAUUAAACCUUAUUGUAUAUGUAACAACAUCUUUUGCCCUCUAUCCCUCCCCACCCUUGUUCUCUAUUUCUCCCUGUCAGUGCCAACUUCAUACAUUUUGUAGCAUGGCAAUAAAAUAUAACUUUUACACUGAG
Phacochoerus africanus (Common warthog) is the source of this 6123-nucleotide messenger RNA. It is a transcript of the gene FRS2, whose product is annotated as fibroblast growth factor receptor substrate 2. NCBI's taxonomy places the organism in Eukaryota, Metazoa, Chordata, Mammalia, Artiodactyla, Suidae. Gene Ontology annotation, cellular component: cytoplasm; cell-cell junction. Gene Ontology annotation, biological process: cell surface receptor protein tyrosine kinase signaling pathway. The transcript has 9 exons. The coding region runs from base 415 to 1941 and encodes 508 amino acids. The record is from RefSeq and is a predicted model, not a curated record.